AUGCUUGUUGUUGCGGCCUCUCACAGCCUGACCAUUCGACGCAAGAAGCCGUGGAAGCGGGCCGUUUGGGAUCCCUGCAGUCAGGUAGUACCAGGAGGGAAAAAUGCGCCCCUGUGUCUGCCUGCAGAUGUGGUGUGUCUGACAUGGUUCGCGUGUGUGCAGGGCGCCUCAUCUGAUGGAGUUAGUUUCGUGUUGGUUGACGAGCAUCGCGUGGCGGAGCUGUCAGAGGACGGCACGGCCCCCCGGAAGAAUGCUGUCACCCGGCGCAUGGGCCACCGCCUCAGGCUCAUCUCCCACCAAUCAUCAGGUACUCUCACUCAGAAUUCACGGCCCCUCUAUUCACCACACUGUGCUGCCUCCGUCCAUGUGCGUGUGGGUGUCAGGUGGGUAUGUGGCUGGUGUGCAGUCUAGUGGCGGCAUGUUUGUGUGGAAUCGGCAUUCGGGCACUGUGCACAUCGUCGCCGCCACCCCCCUCCUCCCGUCCCUUAUAGAGGAGGCCAUCCGAUGGCUGUAAGUCCACACAUUCGCGCAUAAUGCCGAUUGGCUCUCACAUGCGUCUGUCUGUGCUGUGGGUGUGUGGCGAGCCUCUCUCUCGUCGUUCAGCGAUUCGGGGUCCGGGGGCGACGGCGGUGUGGGUUUGUCUCAGUACCUGCCCUCCUCCCUGCUCAGGCUGCGCAAGAGCCGCCAGGCGCAGCUCGCGGCCACUGCUAUGAUACGCUCCAUCGACGUCAGCGCCGAUGGUGUGGACAUGAUAGAUAUGUCACAACAAGGCGUUGAUCAAUCCAUCGAGAUAGCAUAGCUGCCUGCAUUCAUGUGCCCUUUGUGCAUCUGUCUGUCAGGCUGCCUGGUAGCGGUGACGACGCAAGAGGGCAACUUGUGGAUCUGGACUGCACUCCAAUCGGCCGCUGAGCACGGUAGGUCGCAUCGCAGCCAAGGCUUCGCUUCACGCCAGCUCAGCACGCAUAAUGUCUGUCUGUCUGCAUGUUUGUGUGUGUGCGGCGGUUGAUGCGAUGUGUGCAGGGCAGUGGCAUUGCGUUGAGCCCCUCCAGCGGCCCUUGCCGUCACAACCCGCCGCCGCUGCUCCCAUAGCCAAAGUCCAGAGGGUCGUCUUCAUGCGCGACGAGGUAUCCUGACAGAAAGACCCACGCCCACAACGCCACUACACGCCGAUGCUUCUGCCCUGCUCCCUGCUGCAGAGGGUGGGGCAAGCCGUCCUAAUGGUUAGUGUGGGCCUCUAUCGCUUCCAGGAGGCGGCCUGCAACGCAAUCGCAGCCUAUGGAGACCACGGUGCGGCGCCAUGCGCCUCAUGUGGGGGUGUCUACACAGUGCCGCACGGCAGUGGGAGCCGCAGCAGCGUUGUCUCGCCUGCGAGGGGGGAUGACUGUCCGGCGGGCAUGAACGAUGACAGUGGAGGUGUCGAUGGGGCCGAGGAGGAGGAGGAGAUCGCGGCGCUCUGCACAUUCACCCUCGCCCUGCCCAAGGACGAGCAGAGGAAAGGCGAAGGCCCUUCGUGUCGCUACGCCCAAGCGUCCUUCCUGAUCCCUGUCGGCCUGUCGGAGGAGCACCUUUACACACCCCCACCAUCAGCCAAGACCACAUGUCCGACCAUGCUACUCGACCUCAGCAGCAGCGACCCUCCCCCUGACUGUCCGUCCCCUCCCUGCCUCCCCGUGGUAGCGCUGGCCAUCAAUGCGAGCGUCCCCACCAAGGCCCAGCUGCUGCUCGUGCACAUCCCGGGGCUCAUCAUGGGGCUGGCUUCACUCGCCAGGGGCCGCCGGCUCGGCAGCACAGGGCAGCCCUGUGGUGGUCACUGCCCGCUGUGUGAGGGAUUGGGUGAUGGUGUGAGGGGGGCCGUGACGCCUCCAUGGGUGCCUGUGGCGACGAGGGUGCAGCUGGCCAAGGUCUUCCUGCAGGAGGUGCCAUCCACUGCAGCUGUGGCAGCUGGUGGCCAGCCGGCUGUGGGGCUGGCGGCUGUCGACAUGGUCGCCGGUGUGGCAUGGGAAAGUGGUGGCCGAUUCCUCGCCGUUGCAUUCCGGUGCGGUGACACGACGAUAGACAGACAGCAAAUGCGUCCGUCCGUCAUUCUGAUGUGAGUGGUGUGGUGUAUUUUCGUACGCGUGCAGGUCUGGUCUGGUCGGCUUCAUCUCGGCUGUGGGCGGAGGUCUCUUGGCAACAUUCCAUCCCUUGGCCGGGUCGUCCCUCCAGUCCGAGCCCAUCCUCUCGCCCUUCUGGGCCUUCUUCGCCCCUCCCUUCGCCCCUCCCACGCCCCCAGCCUCACAGCCCCAUCGCGACAAAUACCCGCCGCUUCACUCUAUCGGCUUCCACCCGUCAGCGCCCCUGAUGCUCCGGAGCGACGGCUUCAGUGUGUGCAGCUUCUCCCUCACACUGCUGCCGUCGACCAGCCCGACCAUCCCCCGACCACCGCACGAGGGGCUCACACAUGUCCUCCAGCGUGUGUGGGAGGAGGUGGUCCACCCCUGCACGGCCAAAUACGACGGUGCUGUGCGGCCCAAGGGCGUCUUGGCGGCCGGGGAGGACGGCGAGGGGCGACAGGGGCUGGCUUUGGAGGGCGUGUCGGCUUAUUUGGGCCGUGUGGGUGAGGUCGACUCGUUGCUUGCGCUUGAGAUGGUGUGGUGGAUAUGUCGGUGGAUGACCCUGGCUGUGAGCCUCGACCCGGGCCAUGUGCUCGCCGGCGUGAGGCAGCUGCUGCGCUGGGCGCUCAAGCGCCAGAAAGCAUCAGACCAACACACAGGGUGUGCAAACCAACACCGGCGUGAAGGCAGUACUUUUCCUGACCUGUCUCUCUUUCCUGAUCUCCAUCUUCAUGCAGAGCGUGUGUCGGCGCUUGUUUGCUGGAGGUACUGGUGGCGCAUCGUCUUGCGCUCGAGUCGCCCUGCAGUGACUCUGCCGCACUGAGCACUGGGCUCCCCUCCCUGGACUUGCCUCUGGCCACUGGGUCCUCUUGUCCAGCCGGCAAGAUCGCCAGGCUCCGCUCGCAGGCCAGCCUCGCGGGGCUCCGUCUGGAGAUUCCCAUCCUACCCCUGGCACCCCACAGCAUGCCCCGCCCGCAGCCCCGCCCCGCCACACCCACACACGCCAGGUGCGCGACGGCUUCGCUGAUGCGUCUGCUUGAGCCGGUGGAGGCGCCGGAGCGGGACCACGAAGCAGACAAGCAGGAGGCAACGGCGAGGGCGGGAGAGAAUGCGGCUGUGUUGGUUCGGGAGGCGCUGGCAGAUGUCAAGGUGGUGUGUGAGGUGUUGCAACUCGGUCUCGGGCCUGCCGACAGAGCCAGAAGGGCCAAGAGAGAGGGAGCCACCGUGACGCACAUGGGCCCCCAUGUGGUGGUCGAGCCACACUACCCAAACGCCCACGCUGAGAGAGCGGGCGACGACCACAAGGGGCAAGACCGGCGGAGCGAGACGCGGCACAACGACUGGAGGAAGAGCAAGGCGCGCGUGGGGCUGACAUGGCUUCUCGAGGCUGGGACCGUUCUGUCGCACUUCAUCGAAGGCGCACCGACGACGCCUCGCGAGGGAGCUAUCGAGGCCCGCACGAUCGCCCGACGGGUGGUGGAGACGCAUGCGCGGCACAAAGACGACACCCUUCCCGCGUCGUUGUCGCAGCCCGCUGAGAAGGCGUGGCUGACUGUGAUGGCGGCACUCGUGGCGUCCAAUGCGGCCGAGGUCGCCUCAGCCAUCCUGAGCAUGCUGUGCGACCGGUCCCUGUCCUCACCCCUCAGCCGAUGGGAGGUCGUCACUCUGGUGGCGGCGACCGUCCUGCACAUGGCACUGCACCACCAGCAAGGCGACCAGACCAACCAGGACAAGGACCCCUGUGCGUCAAAGACCCCCUCCUCGGCCCCUCUGCCCAGCUCAGCUGCUUCCAUCGCCAUUGUGUGGACGCUCGAUCUCACACGGGCGGUGCAGCAGUGGCUGCAGGACCCCCCUCCUACCCCCCCGGCAUUCGAAUCGAUGGGGCGGCUGGCAGACACCGAGUCGGUCAAGCUGGGCCGCGACCUGACCACCCCUGCGGUGGGGCUGCUGGCGGUGGCGGGCAGGCGCAAGAGGCGGCGGGAGGAGGGCCCGAGGAGCACCGACUGGGAGGAGGGACACAUCCCUGACAUGGCCCGCCCGCUGCACGAUGACGUGGUGGAGUCGACGGCAGAGUCCCCGUCACAGCCGCGGAUGGCGUCGUCAUCCACUGUGGCCGCCAUGUUGCUGGACCGAUCGGCACAUGAGGCCAUGUCGCCGGCCAUUCCCCAGCAGCAGCAGCAGCAGCCGCCACCCACGGCAUUCGUGUCUGAGCGAGAUGCGAUGCAUCUGGAGGAGCUGCUCCUGUUCGUGUCGCUGUGCGGGUGUCUGGUGUCGGGCCAGCCUGUGCUGGCGCUGCUGCUCACCUGCAUGGGGAGGGGCGAGGCGGCCGACUCCAAGCAGACACACAAGGAGGGAGUGCUGACGGUGCCUGCUGCUGUUGUCGAAACCUUGGUUGCGGCUUUGGAGGGCCGAGCGGGUGCAGACAUCAAGUGCCAGGUUGGAGAGGCUCUCGUGGAUGCCGUCACGGGCUGCGCGUGCACCCUCAUCCAGAGAGUGAGCAGAAUGAGGGACGAGGGAUCAUGUGCUGAAUCGUAGAGUGUGACUUUGUUGCUCCGUUUCUGUGUUGCUUCCGCAGAUUGACUGCAGGGACGCCGGAAAGACAUCUAUGUCGCCAUUGCGUGUGUUGACGUCGGUCGCCACAGCCGCCCUGCGUGACAAGGAGGGGGGCCCGAACGUGCGGAUCAGCUGCAGGUUCAUUCGGGAAGCCCUCUUCAGGUGAGUUCUAAUGGGUCAAUGACGCUGUGAGUGACACAAUGCUCUUUCUCUGCUAAUCCAACCACCUUUUGGUGGUCUGGUCUCUCUGUCUGCUCCGUGUGUGGUGCACUGCAGGUACUGCUACGCCAUUGAUCGGUACGGCAGUGUGCUGUGGCUGGGCCACACGGCAUCCCUACUACACGACAUGCGGCGCACACACAUGUGGCACCGUGGCAUGGAGCCACAAGAGGACCCUUACAAAUCCGCUGUGGUGGAGCGCAUCCCCAAGCCGCUGGUGGGAGUCGGCACCGUGGAGCUCGCGAGGCUGGUCCUCGCCUCCCUGCGGCUGCACGUGGAGGCCGCCUUAUCCUCGACACUCUUCAACGAGGACAGCAUGCCCCUCCCAGUCCCCUUCGUCAAUCGGCUGCGCCACCUGCUGACGGACGAGGCAGACAUCGAUGCCGUGGCCCCCCGCCUGCUGGGCUAUGUGCCCCGCUGUGGGCUCUGGCGUGUGGCGACGACGUGGGACACGGUGCUGCCCACCAUGAUGAUGCAGCGUGACGACGGAGGCGCCAUCGAGACGUCUGCUCUGCUCGGCAAGAUCGCUGUGCCGCUGCAGCCGUCGGGUGAGCCCUUCUCGUCACCCCCAUCAUGGACACCGGUGGACAUCGCCCCCCUCGGCCAUGGCACCUCAUCGGCGCCGUCCGACCCUCCCCCGCUGCCCGCGGAGCUGCUGACAUUCGAGACCAGCCAGCUGCAGACCAUGGCGCAGCUGGAGGACCACCUGUGCGCGGCCCUGGGCCUUCUGGACAUCUACCGCAACGUCCGGGCCGGCCUGCAGGAGAAAACAGCCACAGGUGCGGCGGAUGCGAAGGAGGCGGCCGCGCUGGAGAGUGUGGCUGAGGGGCUGCAGCACCGGAUAGGGAGGGGAGUCUGGCUGCUGGUGGUGCGGGACAAGCUGCUGAAGGCCUUGCUGCGGAAGGAGCUGGCGCAGUCGGUUGCCUGGGCGUGCCGUCUGCUCGACUUUGACGACGUCUACCCCUCCAGGCGGCUGCACGAGGUGCUCAUCGCCCUCCUGGAGGCCAUCGCGGCCGCCACCCCGCCCCUGCAGCACCGUCGUGUGGUGACGCUCAAGGGCGCCUGGCUGAUUGUCCGGUCGGUCGAGCGCUACUUGAGUGACGAGCAGACCGAGGGAAGGCCACCACGAAUCCCCACCAGGCAGGCACAAAUCUGAAUGGUCCUCCCUCCCUGUUGGACCAACUCACUGCUUGUCUUGUUGUGCGGUUUGUGCAGCAUGAAGGCUCGUCUGAGCAGUGUGGCACAGAGGCUUAGUGACAGCGGGAUGGUGCCCACACUCAAGGCUCGUAUUCCGGCCCCCAAGUCCCCAACGACCGUCGCCCCCAAGUCGGCUGAGGGACACCAGCGGCACCACCCCUCGUCUGCCGUGGCCAGCGACCCUGUGUACCAGCAUGUGAUCGGCCGCCUGUUCACCCGGUGCACCAACCACGUCUGUCGCAACUACCAGAGGGCCAAGGCGCGGGCAUUCCAGCACCUCAAACACCUGCACGCCCACUUCAGGUGAGGGAGCUUUGGUGUGUGGACUGGACACCAGACCAGACCAGUAGGGGGGAUGGGAUGGGCCAUUGUGAAUGAAUGCAUCUUGGUCAGGGAGGUGGAGAAGCUGCAUCUGACCAAGACAGCUAAAGGGCUGCAGCCGCAUGCACGAGAGAGCUCCCUCUCCACCAUUAGCGAGGCCUAUGUGGAGCAGCCGACGGGCCAGUGGGGAUGGGACGACCGCCCGCUGCCCUACCUGCCGGGCAGGGCCGAUGACGCCCUUGACGUGGUCGUGGACCCCGAUGCCUACCCCUCUUUCUCGUCCUUCCUCGCCGCACUGCAAACGCCAUUCUCUGUCAUUCAGGUCAGACAGACAGACAGACAGACAGACAGAAGCUGCCUCACACACACUGGGGCAGGGCAGACAGGAUGGAUUCUUCCAUUGCAUGUUUGUCUUGUCCCAUCCUUUCAGAAGCAAGCUGCGGCGAAGGACACCGAGGACAAGCUGGAUGCAUUUGUCAACGCCCCGAUAGAGGGACCCAUGACGGCUCGCCGCGCCCGUGAGGCGAUCGAGCCGCUGAGCCUGCCACCCAUCCACCGCCCCCACCCCGCCCCCCGCUCGCCGUCCUUCCUGGGCACGUGCAAGGUGCCCGACUGCGCUCCAGACCAUCGACACACCUUCACCAGGCUAUCUGGCGACCCCCAUGACAGCUACGUGAGGAACGCUGAUGCGCAUCCACAUGACCAGCCACCCAUGGCUGCACAGAGGCAAGAGAAUGAUGACGAUGAGUCGAGUGAGGAUGGUGAGGAGCAAGGGAGCGGCGAGACAGACAACCAUGCGUUCUCGGCGUUGCUGGAGCCCUCAUCGACCACCCCAGGGCUGAGGGCAGGAGAGGCCGACCAAGGGGGCAACGAAGUGGAGAGGGUGGCAGAAGCUGUGCUGGUGGAUCAUGACACACAAGGGGAGGGCGGUGGGUCGGUUGCCGUGACGUCGUCGUCGUCAGUCGGUGGGUGGCAUGACAUCCGCGGGCGGCUGCGCAUGCAACGGAUGAAACGGAUGAGGGGCCGAGGUGUGAGCCACUCGAGGGAUCUGCUGCCGCGUGUCGUGUCCACCGUUGGGGCCAUGUCGACAGGCCUCACACCGCCCAGACGGAUUCGGGAAGGUCCGUACACAGUGAAUGAAUGAAUGCACUAGAGCGACCUAUGCGACAUGUUUGCAAGGCUCGGUGUGCUGUCCUGCUGCCCGUCUGUCUGUCUGUGUGCAGGUGUGCAGAAGCUGGUUAGGAAGAUCGGGAGGGCGCCAGGCACUCGGCUCAAGGCCAAGAGCCCCCGGGCUUCGCAGUACCUGCCCUCCCUCACCCCCACAUCAGUUGUCCCCUGUGCACCAGACGCCACCCCCACUCCUGGUGGUCUUCCCACUGCAAUCGUCACGCCUCCACCACAGCCCGUCGAGCCACAAGGAGCGGCACUCAAGCAAAGGACCAUCUCAACUGAGGCCGCCAUGCUCGUCACCUCUGAGACCGGCACCACGGCGCAGGACACCCCAAGCGAGAGCGACAGGAGAGCUGACAACGAAUGCAGCCCCUGUGUGGAGCACGAGGCGCUGCAGCAGGCCGACAUCGACGCAGGCAUCGAGCUGUCGCUGCAAUGCAGCGGAUACCUCGAUACUCCGUCAAACGAGUCGUUGGUCCAAGACCCACCGCCACAUGAGGCUGACGCCAGCGCAGCCCGCGUUCUAGCCGCGUUGAAUGACGCACUUGAGAGCAGCGGCCGCCGGGUGAGGCCGCCGCCCGACAGAGAGGUCGACCACCGCUCGCCCCGCCUCUUCGUCACCCAUCCAGACACUUUGCAUGGAUCAAGUCGGUGGGGCGAGAUGGACCUGCGGCUGGAGGACUUCGACAGCCAUGAUGAUGAUGAUGACGUGCAGGGGGUGGACCUCGAUCCGCAUGAAGAUCAAGGAGACGACCAUGGCGCGGAGGAGGAACCCGUGAUGGGCCAGGGUGUUACACCAUCUCAGCUGCCUGAGCCCGCGGCUGCAGAAAUGGAGGACAUAUCUGAGGUGCAGGUGGCCGAAGAGGCGCCUGAUCACCCUGACGAUGGUGCCGCCCUCCAGCAAGCGCUGGACGGCACUCUGCAUGAUCACCCUCUCCCACCCGAGCACGACGACGAGACGGCUGCUCUGCAACACACCGAGGUCGCCGCGCCAACACCACCACCACCGGCGGAGGUGGAAGGCGCUGAACUCGUCGACGACACGAUUCCUGAUGCAGAUAAGGAUGAGGGGGCGAUGGCCGUUGUCGACGAGCCCCAUGUCCCUGAUGACCUGGACCGAGGCAGAGCCGACACUCGGCGGCACGAGCCCUUCCCUCUCACCCCCAUCAUCUAUCCAGAUGAGGACAAGCCCACGCCCGCUUCUCGAGAUGCACCAUCGCCACUCAACACGGCAGCGCACCACCCCGACCACCACAAGCACGCAUUCUCGACAGCAGCGCGGAGGGCCCACGAAGCCAGGCCAGUCGCCGACACAUCGGACAGCGAGAGCUACGACAACCGCCCCUCCAGUCGCCCUUGUCAUCGCUGCCCCUUAUCUGGGGGCGGUCGUUAUCGCAGUGGCUUCUUGACGGAAGAGCGCACGCGGACUCGGGUCCCCCUAACGGGUGUGACCGGUGUGACAGCACGGUAUUGCCUGCUCGAUCGGCUGCCCGAGGUCCUGGAGCAGUCACAAGGGAUUGUCGAGCACGCGAGGAACCUGCCCCCUUUGCCGCGAAGACGACCUCACCGCGUCAAGAAGCGAUGUGAUUUCGACCCGUUCUUCCGCACGGGGAUCAUGGAGACAUCGUUUCCGUCGAUGCGGGCGACAUUCGGCAUGAGGACCGCCCCGCCAUCGGCUGACCUGCCGCCCCCACACAUCGAUCCCUUCGUCUUCGUUCCCCCACCCCAGCCCCCAGACGUGGGCGAGCCAUCGGAGCCUCCUGGUGGGGUCGAUGUGCGGACGCGCACAGUGACCGACGCGGCGGUGUCACCCCAAACGGCCCCCGUGAAGAGGCCCCCCGAGCGGCGCGACACGUCGGUGGAUGCAAUGGAGGCCGCUCAGACGCACGACAAGGCAACACAGCACGAUCCUGCGGACGCCCGGCCACAGCCAGCUGCCACUGACGAUUCGAUGGACCUGGUGGGUGCGCGUCUGACGACCAUCGAAUCGUCAGUCCGCCGUCUGGAAGAAACACUCGAGAUAAUGCGGAAGCGGCCGCCAUGGGGCAGAGAUGCUGGUGCAGGAGAUGGACAAGGCGGUCGAGGCGAGAUGGGCACGGGUGGUGCUGGGGGCCUCAACAUCGAUGUGGCAGCCGUUUCUGCCCGGCAGCAGCCGUCUUCCCGCUUUCCAUCCCCGAUGAUCUCCCUGCGUGAGCGGUACAAAUUCAUCUGUUCCGAGCUGCCUGCUGGCGGAGCAGAACCCCCUCCCCCGCAGCCGCCGCCGCCCCCCAUUGUGGAGCCCCAGCACACCCUCCUCCUCUACCCUGACGAGUUCCUAAAGACGCGGAUCCGGUCGCCGCCGAGGUCACUCUCACCCAGACAGUCUCAGCCAAGCAGCCGCAGCCCGUCCACAAAGGCGAGAGGAGGGAGGCGCGCCGGGGCUGCACCAGCACCAGCACCAGCCAGCAGCGUCGCCAGCACAAGGGAGGGCCGGUUCCAAGCGAUACGGCCCAUCACCUCUAGCGGCGGAAAAAGGGCGGGUGAGGUAUCGUUCCGGAGUGCCGCCCUCCGCCCAUCCUCAGCUGGUGCACGCAGACGACCGACAUCCAAUGGGCCGUCAGGACGCAGCAACCACCGAGGGAGAGCAGCCGCGCAAGGGAGGGGGCAGGGGAGGGGCAGAUGUAGGGGCAGGGGGGCGGGGAGAGGUAGGGGGAGAGCCAUCCCCACGUUCAAAGCCAUGGGGACGCGUUUCGGGGAGGCACUCGAGUUGCUCGAGAACAUCAUUGACAAAAACAGACCGUACUCUGAAGAGGCGAAAGAGAGAUAGCAGCGGGUGUGGAUA
Messenger RNA from Vitrella brassicaformis, 10374 nucleotides. The record is from the annotation of a GenBank genome assembly. NCBI's taxonomy places the organism in Eukaryota, Vitrellaceae.